AUGGCCAGCCAACCAAAUAAAAAUCAGCUCGUUUUGUUCGAUGGUGAUAAUAAUCGAACUGCACUGUUCGAUAAUAUUAAACGAUUAUCGAACAUUCCAGAAGAUUGUGAAUUUUAUAUUUUUUGCAAUGAGGCUGAUCCAAUUCAAAGCAAAGUUUUGGAAAACAUGAAUUAUCUUUCACAAGUACGCGUGCGAAAAUCAUCCAAACCAAUUGAUGAAAGACUAGUGGAUUAUCUUCAAAAGAAUCUUGAUGAAUACUGGCAUAUUAUCAUUGUAUGUGGUCCUAAACCCACUUAUGAACAUGUAUUUCAGAAUAUUUGGAAAAAAUAUGGCAAGAAGAAAUUGUACGUCAUGCGAGUUAACAAGUUAUCUGACACCACAGUGAAAGGCAUUCUUGGACAAAUUCGUCAACAUCGGAGUGAAGUCAAUAAUCAAACAUCAAAUGUUUUCGACGAUUCAAGCAACUUUAAUUCAAUGAACAGUUCAAGCAGUAGCGAAACAAAUGCUCAUGGUUCAUUGUUAGAUGACGAUUUAUAUCUCGACACACCUGAAAAUAUUUUAGUCAGCAAAAAAUCUAAGGCAAAUAAGAAACUGAUUGUUCAAUCUGAACUUCGUUGUCGGUAUUGCAACGAAUAUUUUCAAUCAAAACAAGCGUUGAAAGAACAUUGCGAAAAAGAUUCUUCAUGCUUUAUGGAACAUUAUUACUAA
This is a messenger RNA of Rotaria socialis, 708 nucleotides long. Lineage: Eukaryota; Metazoa; Rotifera; Eurotatoria; Philodinida; Philodinidae. The record is from the annotation of a GenBank genome assembly.